Molecule: messenger RNA, 2337 nt
Organism: Iphiclides podalirius (scarce swallowtail)
Lineage: Eukaryota; Metazoa; Arthropoda; Insecta; Lepidoptera; Papilionidae
Source: the annotation of a GenBank genome assembly
AUGGGCGGCUGUGACGAAAGCUCGAAACUGCAGCCGGGAUCGAAUCCAGCCGUUAGCAGGACUAGCGUCGAUAGUAAUUAUGGUAAUAGUGCGAUGACGUCGUGUGAGACGAUAGUCUUCGAUAGUAAGUUGGUGAAGACUUCGACGCACGCCGAGGAGUUGGCUGCCACGUGGGGUGGGCGGUGCUCGUUGCCUGACUCAGGGAGGAUGCGCCGAGCGCAUUCAUGGUCGGGGGGGCCCCCAGAAGACGGGACCUCUGAAAUCAGGAUACUGAGGGAACGAUUAGUGCGCACACAGACCAGGCCCAGGCCGGGCGCGGUGUGCCUCUUGUCCCGCCGUCAGAAGCUAACCCUGAUAUCGCUCGCCCUCGUCGACUUCAUGAGCUUCUGCUCUAUGAGCAUAAUGGCACCAUUCUUCCCGAGGGAGGCCAGCGCGAAAGGGAUGACCGACACCAUGUGCGGAAUGGUAUUCAGCUUCUAUGCAGUGGUGAUGUUCAUCACCUCUCCGUUUUUUGGGAAAUUCCUGCCAGUGAUGGGCGCGAAAUUUAUGUUCACUGCGGGGAUAUUCGUCGCCGGCGUUUGUAAUGUUUUAUUUGGAACACUGAAUUUGGUUGAGGACACAUUGAGCUUUACGAUAUUAUGCUUCGUAGUCCGUGGUAUGGAGGCUCUAGGUGCGAGCGCUUACUCUACCGCCAGUUACGUGUUCGUGGUAAACGCGUUCCCCGACACCAUUGGCACCGUGCUAGGCAUCCUCGAGACGUUCGUCGGCCUUGGCAUGUCCGUGGGGCCCGCCAUCGGCGGUCUUCUAUACUCGAUCGGGGGAUUCGGUGUACCAUUUUACAGUCUUGGCGUUGUCAUGGUUCUAACGGUGCCGAUUAACUUCUACCUGCUUUCAGAUUGUGAAGAAUAUGUGUCCGGCUCGAAAACAGCAUCUAUUCUGCGUUUGUUCAGGAUACCAUCGAUAAUUAUAACAGGCCUGGUGAUAGUUAUUGUUUCUAACACGUGGGCCUUCUUGGAUCCAACGCUGGAGCCACAUUUACGGCAGUUCGGUCUGUCCACUAAGCAAAUCGGCCUAAUUUUUCUGCUAUUCUCUAGUCUGUAUGGAAUUUUUAGUCCAAUUUGGGGAUGGGUUGCAGACAGAGUACAUAAUCAUUGGUGUAUGAUGGUUUGGGGAUUGUUUCUCUCCACUAUUGGAUUGCUACUUCUCGGACCAUGUCCGUUUAUACCAGGUCUAUCUCGACAACUGUGGCUGGAUCUCGUAGCCCUGUCAAUACUAGGAAUCUCAGUGGCUUUGACCCUGUUACCUACUUUCCAAGGUGUACUGACAAGCUCGAUAUACGAGGGUGGAUGCCCCGAGGCGUUGGCGACGUACAGUGCGGUAGCCGGCGUCUGGUCUUGUUGCUACUCCCUGGGUGAGGUGCUCGGACCGGCGCUAGGCGGCGCCCUUGCGGAACGCUACGGCUUCCCUUUAUCCGCAACCAUGUGCGCGGCCGCCUGUUUCGUUAUGGGUGUCAUAACGUUGAUAUUCUUCUCGCUGAGAGAAUCCUCGAAAUGGGUUGAAGAGGAGUCGUUGGAAGAUUCGAUUCCGUACACGGACACCACUUGGAACAGCAACUUCUGCCGGACACGCAGCGCCCCCUCAAGCCGUGUGGCGGAACAUUCACCGUUGCUCACACCAUGCUACUGCAACGUGAAAAACGGUUACAACUCGUACGGGACUUCGCACAUCCGACACGCCUGUCUAAAACAUAUAAAACAUAAAAAGAGCGGCUGGGCUAGUGUAAAAGAAGCUAUGACAUAUUUUCUCAAAUUUCAAUACUUAACAAACACCUACGUCAAAAUACGGAGAUUACGUAAAAUGACAAACAAAUGCAAAGAAAAUAACGACGAGCUUUACCAAAACUAUCUUAGCGAAAAAGAUACUGACAAAGAUUUACCGCGAGAUAACCUAAGCCAACGCUGCUGUCAACCUGCCAUCGAUAUUAAAAAUAAUAACAAUAAUAUCCACGAAGAGGACGGACAAACGGAAAAAGAUAAUUACUGCGCAUAUCUAGAGGAGGCUAUUUUCGGUAGUCCGGCUAUAAUGAAAAAUGUCAAUUCGGAUAAUCUGAUAGUGAAGAAGAAACACAAGGGCUUGGUAGCCAAGUUGAUUACCCUUGACGACGAUAGAAGAACUUCUGAUGAGAUCAUUAAGCAUAAUCUACAGAAAGUGAAUUUUUACGAGCAGAACCCAGCGUGCGCUUCCCGUGAAGAUAUUUUCGACGCAUGUGAUUGCAAAGAUGGUGUUACUUACGUGAGGGGCACAGUGACAGUGUCUUCGACAGGCGCAUGUGAAGUU